Pogoniulus pusillus (Red-fronted tinkerbird) is the source of this 1508-nucleotide messenger RNA. RefSeq names its product DNA-directed RNA polymerase II subunit RPB1-like. The record is from RefSeq and is a predicted model, not a curated record. Gene Ontology annotation, molecular function: DNA binding. Gene Ontology annotation, biological process: DNA-templated transcription. NCBI's taxonomy places the organism in Eukaryota, Metazoa, Chordata, Aves, Piciformes, Lybiidae. Gene Ontology annotation, cellular component: RNA polymerase II, core complex.
UCCCUCUCCCUCUCCCCUGCAGCGUCACCACCCCUUACAACGCCGACUUCGACGGGGACGAGAUGAACCUGCACCUGCCCCAGAGCCUGGAGACCAGGGCAGAGAUCCAGGAGCUGGCCAUGGUGCCCAGGAUGAUUGUCACCCCCCAGUCCAACAGGCCUGUGAUGGGCAUCGUGCAGGACACCCUCACGGCCGUGCGCAAGUUCACCAAGAGGGAUGUCUUCCUGGAGCGCGGGGAGGUGAUGAACCUGCUGAUGUUCCUCUCCACCUGGGAUGGGAAGGUUCCCCAACCUGCCAUCCUCAAGCCUCGACCCCUCUGGACUGGCAAACAAAUCUUCUCCCUCAUCAUCCCUGGGCACAUCAACUGCAUCCGCACCCACAGCACCCACCCCGACGACGAGGACAGUGGCCCCUACAAGCACAUCUCCCCUGGGGACACCAAGGUGGUGGUGGAGAAUGGGGAGCUGAUCAUGGGCAUCCUCUGCAAGAAGUCCCUGGGCACCUCUGCGGGCUCCCUGGUGCACAUCUCCUACCUGGAGAUGGGGCACGACACCACCAGGCUCUUCUACAGCAACAUCCAGACUGUCAUCAACAACUGGCUGCUGAUCGAGGGUCACACCAUUGGCAUUGGGGACUCCAUCGCCGACGCCAAGACCUACCAGGACAUCCAGAACACCAUCAAGAAGGCCAAGCAGGAUGUGAUAGAGGUGAUAGAGAAGGCUCACAACAACGAGCUGGAGCCAACCCCUGGCAACACCUUGAGGCAGACCUUCGAGAACCAAGUGAACAGGAUCCUGAACGAUGCCCGCGACAAGACAGGCUCCUCCGCCCAGAAGUCCCUCUCUGAGUACAACAACUUCAAGUCCAUGGUGGUCUCAGGCGCCAAAGGCUCCAAGAUCAACAUCUCCCAGGUGAUCGCCGUGGUGGGGCAGCAGAACGUGGAGGGCAAACGCAUCCCCUUCGGCUUCAAGCACCGCACCCUGCCCCACUUCAUCAAGGACGACUACGGCCCCGAGAGCAGAGGCUUCGUGGAGAACUCCUACCUGGCAGGGCUCACCCCCACCGAGUUCUUCUUCCACGCCAUGGGGGGGCGAGAAGGACUCAUCGACACUGCCGUCAAGACAGCCGAGACCGGCUACAUCCAGCGGCGGCUGAUCAAGUCGAUGGAGUCGGUGAUGGUGAAGUACGACUCCACCGUGCGCAACUCCAUCAACCAGGUGGUGCAGCUGCGCUACGGCGAGGACGGCCUGGCCGGGGAGAGCGUCGAGUUCCAGAACCUGGCCACCCUCAAGCCCUCCAACAAGGCCUUCGAGAAGAAGUCAGCAGCCUCCUCGACCCCCUCUCCCCCUCACCUCACCCACCUCCUACCCUUGCCUGGCACCAGGGACCCCGGAGGGUGGCACCAGGGACCCUGGGGGUGGCUUAGAAACCAACCUGAGGGCUUCAAAGUUGCCUUUCGUAGCUUAGAACCCAACUUGAGUCACUUAAAGUUCUCCUUUGUGGCUUAG